AUGUCUUGCUCAUCUCACGUCUUCUCCUCCAGGGCUGGAGGCAGCAGCUCGGUCAGGGUGUCUGCUUGUGGAAGCAGCUUCAGCAGUGGAAGCAGAUGUGGUCUGGGGGGCAGUUCUACCCAGGGCUUCCUAGGAGGAAACAGCAGCUGUGGCCUGAGUGGGGGAUCUAGCGGUGGCUUUGGAGGCAGCUUUGGAGGAGGCUUUGGUAGCUGCUCAGUAGGGGGCAGUUCUAGCUUUGGCGGGGGCUCUGGAUUUGGCAGUAGUUCUGGUGGACGCUUCUGCAGCUACGGCGGUGGUAUGGGAGGUGGUGUUGGUGAUGGGGGGCUUUUCUCUGGAGGUGAAAAGCAAACCAUGCAGAACCUCAACGACCGCCUGGCCAAUUACCUGGACAAGGUCAGGGCCCUGGAGGAGGCCAACGCCGACCUGGAGAACAAAAUCAAGGAGUGGUAUGACAAAUUUGGGCCUGGGUCGAGAGCUUAUGAAUCUGGAAGAGAUUACAGCAAAUACUACGCAAUAAUUGAAGAUCUCAGGAACCAGAUCAUUGCAGCCACUAUUAAUAAUGCCAGCAUGACUUCCCCAAUUGACAAUGCUAGACUUGCAGCAGACGACUUCAAAAUGAAGUACGAAAACGAGCUCUAUCUUCGCCAGUCGGUUGAAGCUGAUAUAAACGGCCUGCAAAAAGUGCACGAUGAGCUGAAUGUGACCAUGUCGGACCUCAAAAUACAGUCAGAAAGCGUAACUGAAGAGCUGGCUUAUCUCAAGAAGAACCAUGAGGAGGAAAUGAGCACUUUGCAGAGACAGUCCAGCGGGGACGUGACCGUGGAAAUGAACGCGGCCCCAGGGGCAGAUCUGACCAAGCUGCUGAACAGCAUGCGGCAGCAGUACGAGGCGCUGGCUGAGCAAAACCACAGGGAGGCCGAGGAGCAGUUCAACAAGCAGAGCGCAUCCCUGCAGACACAGAUCUCCACGGACGCUGGAGCCGCUAGCUCAGCCAAGAGCGAGAUCAUGGAACUGAACCGAGUCCUCCAGUCUCUCCAGGUUGAACUCCAGUCUGCCCUGGCCAUGCAAAGCUCCCUGGAAGGGUCCCUGGCCGACACGGAGGCUGGCUACGUGGCUCAGCUGUCAGAGAUCCAGGUGCAGAUCAGCAGCCUGGAGGGGCAGAUCUGCCAGGUCCGGGGCGAGACCGAGUGCCAGAACGCGGAAUAUGAGCAACUGCUGGACAUCAAGACACGCCUGGAGAUGGAGAUCGAGACCUACCGCUGCCUGCUUGAUGGGGAGGGACGUUCCGGGGGCAGAGGGACUGGAGGUAAAGGAUCAUUCUGUGUGGACUCCCGAGGAGGAACCAGCACGACUCAAUCAAGGGAUUCAAGUAGAAGCAGAGAAACUAGGACAGUGACAGAUAAUGGCCAACAGAUUUCACCUCAAGUCAACAAUGUUUCUGAUGUAAAAUUCAAAUAG
Messenger RNA from Propithecus coquereli (Coquerel's sifaka), 1458 nucleotides. RefSeq names its product keratin 24, type I (gene KRT24). Gene Ontology annotation, molecular function: structural molecule activity. The record is from RefSeq and is a predicted model, not a curated record. The transcript has 8 exons. Lineage: Eukaryota; Metazoa; Chordata; Mammalia; Primates; Indriidae. The coding region runs from base 1 to 1458 and encodes 485 amino acids.